ACAAGAAUUGAUCUCCAUAAUAACCGUUUGACAUACCUCGAUAUAAACCUGUUUCUGAACAAUAGCAGGCUGACAACACUUUUGUUAUCAGAAAACAAGUUAACAAGACUCAACCAAAGUACUUUCGAACUGAUUGGGCCUUCUCAUACAUCUGUCGAUCUUUCAGGGAACCCACUUGAAUGCAAUUGUGAACUAAGUUGGCUUCUUGCCUGGAUUAGCGGACCACUUGUACUCAUGAACAAGAAUAAAACUAUUUGUUCGUCAGCGUCUUUAGAGCCUCUCCGCGAUAAACCGCUGUUUGAUUUUGAGUCCAAAAAGCUUUGUAGCCCUAACAUUGCCCUCUAUUCUUUGACUCCCCUUGCCAUCAUAUCCUUCGUAGUCAUCGUCGUACUCGUUCAUCACAAUCGAUGGCAGUUGAGGCACAAACUCUUUCUCUUGAAAUUAGCGGCCGUUGGGUAUAACGAGAUGCGAGACGCUCGAGACCACAAUGAUUAUGAGUUCGACAUGAAUAUCAUCUUCUACGACGAUGACGAAGAGUGGGCUCGCGAACAUCUUCUACCAACUCUCGAAGAAAGACUCCCGCAGUUUAAGAGGAACGUCUUUGGUGACAAAGACCUAGUGCCAGAUAUGCAUUACUUGGAGGCGAUUGACUACGUGGUGAGCCGGAGUUACAAGACCGUCAUUCUACUAAGCAGAGCCGCCGUGCGCGAUCGCUGGUUCAUGCUCAAGUUCCGCACCGCGAUGGACCAUGUGAGUGACACCCAGACUGAGUUCGUAGUCGCGGUCUUCAUCGAAGACAUCCCAGAUGAUGAGAUACCUUUCUUGGCGAGGUUGUAUCUCAUUGACGGCAGACCCUACCUCUAUUGGACUGAGGACGUGAGGGGACAGGAAUAUUUCUUUGAUCAAUUGACGAAAUAUCUAACGAUUAAUCUCAAAACCAAUGACUUGAUCCCUAACGAGUAGAAGAAUGUGACAAUAUAACUAUGUGGUCGUCAGGGUAAGCAGGGGUAGCCUCAAUAUCCUUAUGAGCUGAAAUGUUAGAAAUAAAAAAAAAAGGAUGGAAUUUUUUGUAGAGUGCAACGACCAUAAUAUUUUUUGAGCAAUUCCUUUUCCUAGAUAUCUCGUCUUUGAUAAAUGCGAGAAAUAGCACAUUUAACAUUUCCGUAUGAUUGCAAAUGUAUCAUCUGAUUAAAUCAAUGUUUUCUACUACGACAUCGUCUAACACAUUGUCGUACGAGGCUUAUCGCUGUUGGUUUGCGACAGUGACUUAAACAGACUAAGUAAUCCUAGAUGUAUUGCAAUGAUUAUGUACGUUUUUACUAUUUCAAAUUUACUCGAACGUACCUUGAAAAGUAGAAUCACAAAUGAAACAUUUCAUUUAUUUCAAGGCAUUUUGAUGAAUCUUUUUACUCUUGAUUUUUUAAGCAGUUUAAGACAGGAUUAUAUGAACAAUGACAGUCUUUAAUAAUACAAACAUGUCCCUUCAAAUGUUAUGUAACGCGUAUUGGGAUGUUUAAUAACCCUCUCGUAUGUAUACAAUAUUUAUUGGAACUUCAAUCUUGGCCUCAUAAAUAUAUCACUAGAAGUAAAACAAUAUUCAGUAUUGUAAAAUUACAAUGUUUUAUUUUUAUAUAUGUAAAGCAUAUAAUGAAAUAAGAAUGACAAUUAUAAUAAUAUUAAUAAUAAUAAUAAUAAUUAUAUAUUUUAUAACCUAGGGUAACCCAAUCAGUAUUAAUAUUGUUCUCCCUUAGGGCCCUGUAAUCAUGUUAUAACCCCGGCUUUAGCCUAGCUACCAUGACAAUUAAGGCGGUCAAUCAUUAAAGGAAUUGUAGUAACAUUAAUGUAUGAAUUAGUGUACGAAAUAAUGCAUGAAUUAAUGUAUGAAUCGAUGUAUAAAUUCAUGUAUGAAUCGAUGUAUAAAUUAAUGUAUGAAUGAAUGGAUAAAUGUAUAAUGAAAUGAUAUAUCUAGUUCACGCACUCUAGCUUCAUCAGUAUCAAUAUUUCAUUGUAUGUGUACAUGCUCCAAAUAAGGGUUGUCGUAGUAGAUGGAUAACUCUAGAUUACAAUAUAUGCAAACCUUAUCAUUGAUGAUUAAUACUUAUAUUGUUAAAACUUAACAAUUGAUGUUGAAGAGAGAUAACAUAUUUUCUUAAAGGUAAUACAAAGUUUUGGGAA
This is a messenger RNA of Strongylocentrotus purpuratus (purple sea urchin), 2175 nucleotides long. Its product is annotated as toll-like receptor 4. Lineage: Eukaryota; Metazoa; Echinodermata; Echinoidea; Camarodonta; Strongylocentrotidae. Gene Ontology annotation, biological process: signal transduction. The record is from RefSeq and is a predicted model, not a curated record. The coding region runs from base 235 to 963 and encodes 242 amino acids. The transcript has a single exon.